Messenger RNA from Phialemonium atrogriseum, 2582 nucleotides. Its product is annotated as putative transketolase. NCBI's taxonomy places the organism in Eukaryota, Fungi, Ascomycota, Sordariomycetes, Cephalothecales, Cephalothecaceae. The transcript is spliced from 6 exons. Bases 313 to 2370 code for a protein of 685 amino acids. Gene Ontology annotation, cellular component: cytosol; nucleus. The record is from RefSeq and is a predicted model, not a curated record. Gene Ontology annotation, biological process: pentose-phosphate shunt. Gene Ontology annotation, molecular function: transketolase activity.
GGGGUUACCCAGCAAAGAAGAAGGAAAAGGAGAUAGGUGAGAAAGCCGUAAAGGAAAACUUUAGAGCCUCUCGACCACCCAGCAUUUGACCCGAGCGAACCAACGAUACACGGCUGGGCCUGGUGGCCUGGUGGCAAUCACCCCACCUUGGUGAGCCAAAAAGUGUCUGAAGCUCCUCCGCAGCCGCACAAAUAAAACCAGCACCCCACCCCCCCUCAACAUCGACUACCUCUAGAAAACCCCUUCUCUCUUUCAAUCCAUCCUUCCUUCUGCAAUUCUCCCAUUUGAAAGUCGAUUCGCCAAGCCGCAAUCAUGGGAUACACCGACGUCGACCGCCUCGCUAUCAACACGAUCCGUGUUCUGGCUGCUGAUGCCACCUUCCAUGCCAACUCGGGCCAUCCGGGUGCCCCAAUGGGCAUGGCACCUGUGGCCCAUGUUCUUUGGAACAAGUUCUUGAAGUUCAACCCCAAGAACCCCAAGUGGCUCAACCGGGAUCGAUUCGUCCUCUCAAAUGGCCACGGUUGCAUGCUUCAAUAUGCCCUCCUCCAUCUUUAUGGAUAUGCUCUCUCUAUCGACGAUCUCAAGGCCUUCAGGCAUGUCGACAGCAUAACCCCCGGCCACCCAGAGGCUCAUGAUACCCCCGGUAUCGAGGUUACUACCGGCCCUCUGGGUCAGGGUAUUUCCAAUGCCGUUGGUCUCGCCAUUGCUCAGGCCCACACCGCGGCAUCGUUCAACAAGCCGGGUUUCGACAUCGUUGACAAUUACACAUACUGCUUCCUUGGCGACGGCUGCUUGAUGGAGGGUGUGUCGAGCGAGGCUUGCUCUCUGGCUGGUCACCUCCAGCUUGGCAACCUCAUUGCCAUCUGGGACGACAACCACAUCUCCAUUGACGGCGACACCAACCAGGCAUUCACCGAGGACGUUGUCAAGCGCUACGAGUCCUAUGGCUGGCAGGUGCUCUACGUCCAUGAUGGCGACCACGACCUCGAUGGCAUCGAGGCCGCCAUCAAGAAGGCCCAGGAGGUCAAGGACAAGCCGACCCUGAUCAAGCUCCGAACCAUCAUUGGCUUCGGCUCCACCCAGCAGGGCACCCACGGCGUCCACGGCUCUCCCCUCAAGGCCGACGAUAUCAAGCAGCUGAAGGAGAAGUUCGGCUUCAACCCCGAGCAGAGCUUCGCUGUCCCCCAGGAGGUCUAUGAUAUCUGCCACAAGCAGGCGUCGCAGGGCGCCGCCCAGGAGCAGGAGUGGAACCAGCUGUUUGCCAAGUACGGUGAGCAGUUCAAGGCCGAGCACGACGACCUCGUCCGCCGCCAGAAGGGUGAUCUCCCCGAGGGCUGGGAGAAGAACCUCCCGGUCUAUACCCCGGCCGACCCCGCCGUGGCCUCCCGAAAGCUGUCCGAGACCGUCCUCACCAAGAUCUUCGAUGCGGUUCCCGAGCUUCUUGGCGGGUCUGCUGAUCUUACCGGGUCCAACCUGACAAGGACGAAGGGCUCUGUUGACUUCCAGCCACCUUCCACCGGCCUGGGAGACUAUGCCGGUCGGUAUAUCCGAUACGGCGUCCGCGAGCACGCCAUGGGCUCUAUCAUGAACGGUCUGGCUGCCUACGGCACCGUCCUGCCCUACUCGGGAACCUUCCUCAACUUCGUCUCGUACGCGGCGGGUGCCGUCCGUCUGUCGUCGCUCUCCCAGGUCCGCGUCAUCUGGGUUGCCACCCACGACUCCAUCGGCCUCGGAGAGGAUGGGCCGACCCAUCAGCCGAUUGAGACUCUUGCCCACUUCCGUGCUCUGCCCAACAUGAUGGUCUGGCGGCCAGCUGAUGGCAACGAGACCAGCGCUGCCUACUAUGUUGCUCUCACCUCCAAGCACACUCCCAGCAUCAUCGCCCUCUCUCGCCAGAACCUUCCCCAGCUCGAGGGCUCCAUCAUCGAGAAGGCGGCCAAGGGCGGUUACGUCCUCCACGAGCAGGAGGGUGCCGACAUCACGCUCGUCUCCACCGGCUCCGAGGUCUGCAUCUGCAUCGACACUGUCAAGCUUCUCGCCGAGAAGCACAACAUCAAGGCACGCGUGGUCUCGCUGCCAUGCUUCGAAGUCUUCGAUGUUCAGACCAAGGAGUACCGCCUGAGCGUCCUCCCCGACGGCAUCCCCUCGCUGUCUGUUGAAGUCAUGAGCACCAUGGGCUGGGAGAGAUAUACCCACGAGCAGUUCGGCCUCAACCGCUUCGGCGCGUCCGGCGCUUACAAGGAUGUGUACAAGAAGUUCGAGUUCACUCCUGAGGGCAUCGCAAAGCGUGCCGUCGCCACGAUCGAUUUCUGGAAGGAUGUCCCGAACAUCCGGUCACCGAUCAACCGCGCCUUCCAGCAGCUCAUCUAGGGGCGUGGCUAAAAGAAAUGCGGGAUAGAAAGCUAGCGCAAGAUUUGGGUUCGAGUUGCCUUCCAUGUUUACCGAGAUAAAAUAGUUGCUAUCAAUAAAUGAUGCAGACUUUAGAUCUGAUAAGAAGGAUGACGGUAUCAAAAGGAUUAAAGCAGCACGUUUGGUCAAUGGCCCCGUAAAAUUACGCGCGACGAAUCAAGUUCUUUUCGAGA